ACUCAGAAACGAAUCUAGUGAGUCUACAGAAGGGGGCAGCAAACCCUUCCACACGAUCAGGUUGGGACUUAACACUAUGUUUUGUUCAGCCGUUGCCAGGCAACCCUUGCAACAAAAUGACGGAGUUGCACCAAGCCGCCGCAGCAGGGGAUUUUGACAAAGUUGAAGAGAUUCUGAAGAACAAGAAAUGCAGCCCCAACGAGAGGGACGUGGACUGGAGCAACAAGACUCCUCUUCACUGGGCUGCAGCUCGAGGACACACAGAAACAGUCCGGGUUCUCAUUGAGCAUGGAGCAAGGCCCAGUCUAAGGACAGAGUUUGGGUGGACCCCAGCCCAUUUUGCUGCAGAGUAUGGCCACGUGGCUGUGCUGCGCCUGCUUCACGCUGUCCAUGCUCCCAUAGACAAGGAGGACAGCUGUGGAGACAAACCAGUGCGGAUUGCAGAAAUAUAUGGACACCAAGACUGUGUUCAAUUCCNNNGCAGAGCAGAGACUGAGAGCCAGGCCUACCGUAAGAUGGCAGCCCAGAAAGGGAUUGCAGUGGAGGACACAGACAAGGAUUGGACAGAAUAUGGCAGAGAACAGGGAGAACAUUUUUUUGAACGGCAACAUUCCUGUGUUGACCUUAAUCACUGUUACACAACACGGGGUAAAGGAGAUGCACAACAUUUUAGCUGAGCUUACUGUGUUUGAAGACAUAUUUACAGUA
Messenger RNA from Cynoglossus semilaevis (tongue sole), 708 nucleotides. It is a transcript of the gene ankrd66, whose product is annotated as ankyrin repeat domain 66. NCBI's taxonomy places the organism in Eukaryota, Metazoa, Chordata, Actinopteri, Pleuronectiformes, Cynoglossidae. The coding region runs from base 117 to 677 and encodes 186 amino acids. Gene Ontology annotation, molecular function: protein binding. The transcript is spliced from 3 exons. The record is from RefSeq and is a predicted model, not a curated record.